Lodderomyces theae is the source of this 744-nucleotide messenger RNA. RefSeq lists its product as uncharacterized. NCBI's taxonomy places the organism in Eukaryota, Fungi, Ascomycota, Pichiomycetes, Serinales, Debaryomycetaceae. Bases 1 to 744 code for a protein of 247 amino acids. The transcript has a single exon. The record is from RefSeq and is a predicted model, not a curated record.
AUGCCCCAAGAAGAUAAAAUUACAGUUUACUGGUUGGCCCACUCCAGGGCCCAAAGAAUUCUUUGGUUGUUAGAAGAGUUGGGUUUGGAAUACAACUUGCACAUGGAGGACCGUGUUCAAAUGGUUAGAGCACCAGCUAGCUACAAAAAGUACCAUCCUUUGGGUAAAACUCCAGUUGUCCACAUUGAAAAGCCAGACGGAACUGUUAAGAAAUUGGCAGAGUCUGGUUUUAUUGUGCAAUACUUGAUUGACCACUACGACACUAAGGGCAAAUUCAAGCCAGCAACUGAAGACGAUAAAGAUUUAAUCGACUACUUCAAUCAUUACUCAGAAGGCACAAUACAACCUAUGCUCGUGGGUUUAUUGGUCAAUGAGGUUGCUGGUAAGUCUGUCCCAUUCCCACUCAGUGUCUUGGUAAAAACUGUUACCGGUAAGAUCAACCAAGGGUACUACCAACCUGAAGCUGAGAAGAACAUCUCAUUUUUGAACGAUUUCUUGAAAGCUCAAUACGCUAAGGGCAGAAAAUGGUUUGUUGGUGAAAAGUUGUCGGCUGCCGAUAUUAUGUUGUCGUUCCCAAUCCAAAGUGCCAUCACUUCAGACAGAGGUAUAACUCUCAAGCCUGUGAAGGAGUCCUAUCCUGAAAUGUAUGAGUACUUCCAAUUCAUUACUUCCCAACCAGCUUGGAUUACCGCAGCCGAGAAGGUCAAGGGCUAUGACCAUGUGGUUAUCAAUGGUAAAUUAUAA